AUGCUAAUUCCCAACGAAUAUGUGUCUACGGCUGAGGACAUAGCGGAUCAGGUUAUUCGUAGAGGUAAAAAUGUGUUGCCAACGGUGGCGCGGCUGUGCCUCAUCUCCACAUUCCUUGAAGAUGGUAUUCGCAUGUGGGUUCAGUGGUCGGAACAGCGCGACUACAUGGACAUGUCGUGGGGUUGCGGCAAGUUUCUCGCCACAAUGUUUGUUGUAGUAAACUUAGUGGGACAGUUAGGAGGCUGUGUAAUGGUGCUUGGAAGGCUCAAGGUGGACAUAGCGUGCGGAUUACUAUUCUUCAUUGUUGUACUACAGACAUUCGCAUACAGCAUACUGUGGGACAUGCAAUUCUUACUGCGUAACUUGGCCCUCAUUGGAGCCCUGUUACUGGUUCUCGCGGAGGCGCGAGCCGAGGGCCGGAGUCUCUUCGCCGGUGUUCCCUCCCUGGGCGAGAACAAACCGAAGACUUACCUGCAGUUGGCUGGCAGAAUUCUGCUCGCUUUCAUGUUCAUCACUUUGUUGCGAUUUGAAUUUUCUUUCCUACAGAUCAUCCAAGAUUUAUUGGGGAGCAUUCUGAUGAUCCUCGUGACAGUGGGCUACCGCACCAAGCUCUCGGCGCUGAUGCUCGUGCUGGUCCUUACCGUGCUCAACCUGUACCACAAUGCGUGGUGGGCUGUACCUUCUUAUAAGCCACUAAGGGAUUUCCUUAAAUAUGACUUCUUCCAGACUUUAUCUGUAAUUGGUGGUCUUCUAAUGAUCGUGUACCUAGGCCCCGGCGGAGUAAGUAUGGACGAGCACAAGAAGAAAUGGUAG
Molecule: messenger RNA, 813 nt
Organism: Arctia plantaginis
Lineage: Eukaryota; Metazoa; Arthropoda; Insecta; Lepidoptera; Erebidae
Source: the annotation of a GenBank genome assembly